CUAGCUAGCGAGCUAAGACGGGCUAGUUACGUUAGCUAGCGACGAAUCGGCGAAGAAGAGCGGGGAGGGGGGUUGAGGGAGACUUCGGACCAGGCCGCUCCGGUUGGGGGAUGUGAACCAGAGGUGCGCAGGGGUUUGCUCGCUUAGUCCCGAUCGUCGUUACACCAAACUACCGGGAUGGGACAACAGGUAGGCCGCGUCGGUGAGGGCACAUCGACCGGACUCCAGCCACCACAGCCCCACGCGUCACAGCCACACCAAGGGAAGGGGAACCGGGGGAGCGGCGCCGGGAGGAGACCCCGAGACUCCAGCAGCACCGGGACACCACCAGGCAGGGCAGCUGCGGUCAACGUGCCCGACCCAGGGAUCAAUAUAUUCACGCAACAUUCAGAAGCUCUCCACCGGCCGUUUGGGCUGGACUCGGCAGCGUUGACAGAGGCCGUGCGUUGGAGCUCCAAGGAGAACCUGCUGGGGGCAGCGGAAAGCGAUCCCAACCUCUUCGUUGCACUUUACGACUUCGUAGCCAGCGGAGACAACACGCUCAGCAUCACUAAAGGUGAGAAGCUGCGUGUUUUAGGCUAUAACCAGAAUGGUGAGUGGAGUGAAGUUCGCUCUAAGAACGGUCAGGGCUGGGUGCCCUCCAACUACAUCACGCCCGUAAACAGCCUGGAGAAGCACAGCUGGUACCACGGUCCGGUGUCCCGCAGCGCCGCCGAGUACCUGCUCUCCUCCCUCAUCAAUGGCAGUUUCCUGGUCCGGGAGAGCGAGAGCAGCCCUGGGCAGCUGUCCAUCUCUCUCCGCUAUGAGGGGAGAGUCUACCACUACCGGAUCAACACAGCCUCCGAUGGAAAGGUAUAUGUGACGGCCGAGAGCCGGUUUGCCACCCUGGCCGAGCUGGUCCACCACCACUCCACUGUAGCCGACGGUCUGGUCACCACACUGCACUACCCGGCACCCAAAUGCAACAAGCCCACGGUGUACGGUGUAUCACCCAUCCAUGACAAGUGGGAGAUGGAGCGCACUGACAUCACCAUGAAGCACAAACUGGGAGGAGGCCAGUACGGCGAGGUUUACGUGGGAGUGUGGAAGAAGUACAACCUCACAGUAGCUGUCAAAACACUAAAGGAAGACACCAUGGAAGUUGAAGAAUUUCUGAAAGAGGCUGCAGUUAUGAAGGAGGUUAAACAUCCUAACCUUGUUCAGCUACUAGGUGUGUGCACAUUGGAGCCUCCUUUCUACAUCGUAACAGAGUACAUGCCCCAUGGCAACCUGCUGGACUACCUGAGGGAGUGUGACAGGGAGGAGGUGAACGCUGUGGUGCUGCUCUACAUGGCCACGCAGAUCUCCUCUGCCAUGGAGUAUCUGGAGAAGAAAAACUUCAUACACAGGGACCUCGCAGCAAGGAACUGCCUGGUUGGGGAGAAUCAUGUAGUGAAGGUGGCAGACUUUGGCCUUAGCAGGCUGAUGACUGGUGACACCUACACUGCCCACGCCGGAGCCAAGUUUCCUAUCAAAUGGACCGCACCGGAGAGCCUCGCAUACAACACCUUCUCCAUAAAGUCUGAUGUCUGGGCGUUUGGGGUGCUGCUGUGGGAGAUCGCUACCUAUGGCAUGUCUCCAUACCCGGGUAUCGACCUGUCUCAAGUUUACGACCUCCUGGAGAAAGGUUACCGCAUGGAACAGCCUGAAGGAUGCCCACCCAAGGUCUACGAACUCAUGAGAGCAUGCUGGCAGUGGAGCCCAUUGGACCGGCCUUCAUUUGCAGAGAUCCAUCAAGCCUUUGAGACAAUGUUCCAUGACUCCAGUAUAUCUGAAGAGGUAGCAGAGGAGCUGUGCAAGACCGCCUCCUCUGGUCAUGGCGGGCCACUGCACUCCUUUGGCCACGAUAUGCCGCUGCUACCCUCCAAAUCGCGCACACUCCGUAAGCACACAGAGAACAAGGAGAACAUCGAGGGCGGGCUCGACGGGCGAACCGACCACGGGACGCACAGUCACUCAGGUUUGGCUUCUACUUUGCUUGGGGGGGACGGUCGAUCAGGCAGCUCCCCAGCUCUGCCUCGAAAACAGCAGCCACGUGAUAAAUCUCCUAGCAGCCUUUUGGAGGAUGUACAGGACACAGGCACAUUCACACGUGACCGAAAGACUGGUUUCUUUAGCUCCUUCAUAAAGAAGAAAUCUUCCUCCUCGUCCUCCUCCUCCUCUUCUCCAUCCUCCCAGCUCCAACAGAACCUUCCGACACCUCCCAAGAGGAGCAGUUCCUUCCGGGAGAUGGAGACACAACCUCAUAAGAAAUAUGAGCCCACAGCUGCCUUCAGUGCUCCUCCUCCCUUGCCCCAGUCAGACAGUCUUGGGGGCUUCUCUGCCUCCCCCUCCCACUCCCAUGGGGAGCCCACCCAAACCCAGUCCCGCUGCUGUGGAGCCACAUUUGGCCAGAAGCCUUCCGGUGGAGGUCCUGGUUCUCAAGUGGGGAGUAGCAGCAGUUGGGGGGGCUUGGCUGGAUUUUUCACCCCUAGACUCAUCAAAAAGACCCUGGGGCUACGGACAGGAAAGUCGACCUGUUCAGAGGAGAGUGGAAAUAUGGUUGGAGGGCCCAAACCCUUUCCCAGGUCCAAUUCUACCUCCUCCAUGUCAGCUGGGCUUCCAGACCUGGAGCGUAUGGCUCUGACUUUACCUAGAAACCGUAGUGCUAAACCCCCUCUAGAAAGGACUGCCUCCACCACAUCUCAGCCAGAGAAUGGAGCAGCACGGCCCUCAGAAACCCUGCUGAGGAGGAUGGAUGAGGGGACAGCACAGAUCAGGGAGAGGCCCAAAGCCAAGCUGCUACCCCGGGGCGCUGCCGUAGGUGUGAGGGCGCCUGGAGUAGGAGGGGAGGCCGGGGAAUCGGACAGUCUCUCCCGUGUUAGAGAGGGUAGAGAGGAAAGUGGGGGAGGGCAAGACAGGCAGCAGGGGUGGUCGUCUCCUUCUAAGACUUCUGGUUCGGGCGCAUCAGCAGCAGGUGCACCAACCCACAACCACAAGGUCCCAGUCCUCAUCUCCCCCACGCUGAAGCACAGCCCAGGUGAUGUGCACCUGGUUGGGGUGGACUCUCAGGGGAACCGCUUCAAACUGUUGUCUGAGCAUCAAGCAGACCGCGACCGGCCACGACUGGUCAAACCCAAAUGUGCUCCUCCGCCCCCUCCCACACUGCGGAGCCUCCAGCACUCCUACAGCGGUGACGGAGAGGAGCAGGUAGGAGGAGUGCCCGUGGAGGUCAACGGUGACACAUUGAAAGGUCACAGGUCAGGGCGAACAUCGGGCGGAGCGGUGACGGGUAGACCGUCGGUGCCACCACCACAAGUGCCUCCUGCGCCUUCCUCCUCCUUUUCCUCAUCUUCCUCUGCCACCAACAACAACACGACUCCCACCAAAAUGGCCAACGGUGCCACCACCACUGCCUCUUCUGCACACACAGCACCAACUGCUGGCUCCAAAGUGGCAUUGCGGCGGACCAGACAGCAGGCAGAGAGGGUGCCCCUGGAACGGGUCAGCCGCGAGGCCCUGCUGGAGUGCGCUGAGUGCCUGAGCAGCGCCCUCCAUGCCAGCUCUGAAAGCCCCUCCAGCAGCCAGGUGCUGGACGCUGGCCACCAGCUGCUAGACUACUGCUCAGGUUAUGUGGACUGCAUCCCUCAGAUGAGGAACAAGUUUGCCUUUCGGGAGGCAGUGGGGAAGCUGGAGCUCAGUCUGCAGGAGCUGAGGGCCUCGUCUUCAGGAGGUGGAGGGUUGAGCAGUCUGGGGCCCAGCCCUGCCUUGGACAACCUGCACAGCUGUAUUAAAGAGAUUAGUGAUGUAGUACAGAGGUAGCCACUGUAACAAGACCAACCGUCACCCCUCAACCACCCGACAGACCACAUAUAUUCCCUUUUUUUUAUGUUUCUGGUUCAGCUUGUUGGGGGACGAAUUGAGAGGAAUCUCUUAAGUACCUCAGAGAAAUCACUACAAAUUUGGUUAUCCUUUUAUUGUUUACAGAGGACUGUUUCAUAAGAUGCCAGUGUGGACAAUAAUGUUGCUCUGACCUGUACAUAUAAAGAAAAAAUGUUUAUACCAAACUAAAUGUGGUUUAAGUCACGCCAUGAAAUGUUUUGCCCCAAGUCUCCACCUGGUUGUGAUAAAGGCCUCUUUGUUAAAUGAAUGUGGAGUGUAUCAGCGGUGUGUAGCCAGCACAGAAAGUAGGUGAAGAAUAAGCUCAUUCUGUUUAUGUGUCAGUCUGUCAUACACUGAGCAAGAACGAUGGAGGUUGUGCCCAGCUUUACUGAAAAUACUAGGCACCUGUUUCCCUGACUAAGAUCACGCAAUACGAUUCACACAUCCUUGGGGAUCAUUGAGAGUAUUUUGCUUUACAGUGCAGUGUUUUGCUCAGUGUUUCAGCAGCUGAGUGACUUAAGCCAUCUUUGAAAGCCAUUACAUUCUGAGGAAAAUUCCACUGGUUCCCUGUUUUGGGGUGCCUAAUUUGGCGCUGUUUUGUUUUCAGUGCAGAUUAUUUCUCAGAUCAUUUCAGUUUCAUAGAUUGCAGUCAUCAUUGCUUAAACAAAGGAAAUAAAAGCAAUGAAAUAAUGUUAGUACGUCUAACUCCCCCAAAACUGCCUUUGUUAGUAAAUGUUAAACAGCUGGACUUGGUUUGUGGUUAAUACUUUUUUAAGCCUGAGGGUCAUUUUGCAAUUGAAAUUGUUUGAUUCUUACAUUUCCUGACAAGCUGGGAGGGAUGAAAGAAGAUUGGACAAGGGGAAGGGAUCACUUACACCACUGAAAUAUCCAUUAGAAGAAUUUGACAAGUGUGUAAAGAGGCUCAAAUAAGAUUUGAAAACUGUACCUUCAAGUAACGCCUAAUACAUGCUUAUUGAAUUGAAAAAUUACUAAAGCAAGGAAAGAUAUUUUGCAAUAUUACAUGAAUGGUUUAGUUUUUUUCCCUGCACAACUGCUAAAACAGUGAACGAGUGUGAGGCGUUUUAUCCUAUCUAGAGCAUUUAUCUUUAUCUUUCUCUGGUGACUUGACUAGUUCACACUUUAACACAGUGCCACAUAUGUAGGGGGAAAUCCCCAGCCCCCUAAAGCAUUUCAAUAUUUAUGUCCAGUUAUUCUUGCACACUACAUUUCCUUCUCGUAUAUUGGACAGUCGCAGAGGAGAGAGAGAGAGAGAGCACAGGGUAGCGCAUGAGCAGGUGAAUGGGGACGGUAUUUCUGUAAGUGUCCUUCCGAGUAUGGACAGUGCUGGAUUCCCUGUAGCCUUGUCGUGGCCUCAGUGCCUCAGAUUCUUCAAUGUAUGAACACUGCAAAAUACAGCGACCUACUCACCAUAAUCACAGUACUGAUCUCUCAACAAACAAACUGCAGUAUGUCUUCAGCACAUGAGCGAUUUGUACAUUUAUUUGGUUCAAAGAAAAUGCUUUUUAGAAUGUCUUUACAUAUGAACUUGAAUUUUAAAUUAUUCUUUUUUUUUUUUUAAUUAAAAGCACAGACCUAUUUUGAAAGAAAAAAAAUGUUAUGUAAAUAUUUGAUUUAUUUCAUAUCCAGGAAACAAAGUUUUAUGCGUGGUCACAUAAACAUAAAGAGUAAUGUUUUUGACUGAAGAGAUGUAUUGCAAGACUGAGGCCCAUUCAACCACAUUUGAAUAUCUGCUUUAUGAAUGUAUUGUUCCUCUGUUCUUCAGUUCUGAACCAGGUCGAAUGUUCAUCUGCAUGAAUCUUUAAUCCCUUUAGGUUGAGAAAGAAAGUGCCAUUUUGUUUUCUGAUAUUUUGGUUCUAAUUUUGGUCACAUUGAGAUGUAAUAAUUGAGUAAAAAAAAUCAUUGUACAAACUGAAAUUUGUAUCGUGCCAUGCGCAUAUGCACAUAUGCAACACUCAGCUUCCAUAUCAGAUACGCCACGUUUAUCUGUGGUUUUGUUUUCCUCUUUUUGUUUUGACGUUGGCUCAAAUCUUAACGUACACUGGAUAAGGCGACAGACACAUUGGUUCACUGACACAUGUUGCAUCCAGAUACUACCGAUGUAAUUGUUCCAUGUAUAAACACUACAGGUCUCUUAACACUUCAGAAACGUAUUUGUUGACGACACUUGAUAGAUUUCCAGACUGAAGUUCUUGUCAGCUUCGUGGUACAUUUCGAGUCCUGUCCACCACUUCCACCUCAGCCAGCAUGUGUGUCAGUAAAAUGUCCCAUUUCUUGCCAAACAGGAUGUCAUGAAAGAAAACUGUUGUUUGUUUUCUUUUCACUGUGAGGUUCAAAUAGCAAGAGAACAUGAAACGCCAUUUUUUAUUUGGUUACUUCAUAUAUCCAGUGAUAUUUUCCUUAUGAUUCUUGGUGCCUUUUUGUGAACAAAAAGUUUAUGUAUCAUGCACUAUCACUUCAAGAACUUACAGGUAUGGCAAUGUGUAAUAUUACAACGUUGAAACAUUCUGUAUUAAUCAUCUUUCCAAUAACUAAUGCUUGCCAUGAGCAACAUGCAUUUCUCUGAUUGGGAGGUUUAUGAUCAGACACAAACUUGAAAAAGAAAAGUGCAAUUUGUCUUCUUAGAUGAUGUGUAGGGAUACUUGGUUAUGUAUUUGAUUUAUUUGUGGCCAUAAGUUACUGUUGUAAUGUUGCCUCUCCGACAAAUGACAAAUGAGUCUGGUGCACCGAGCCCGAGCUGCUCUGAUGUCUCAUAAUCUGAUCACUUCAACAAAAAAAAACUUAUUUCCAGUGUUUGCUGUUUAUAAAUUUCCUUGCCUAAUACCAGUUUGGCCUAUUUGCCUGUGUUAUUAUGUUUGGUUUUUAGUGCAUCUCUGCUAUGGAGCUUGCUUCCACAAAAUACAUCGAGCCUCAUCAAAAAGUGAAAACAUCUCUCAUCAUCGUUCAAACAUGGCAGUCGCAGACCUUGAAAUUAUCUAGAAUCCAGCGCAGCGUCUGAUUCCUAUUUGGGCUCUUGUGAAGCUCAUUUUUGUUGCUGAACAAUAUGGUAAAAAAAAAA
Myripristis murdjan (pinecone soldierfish) is the source of this 6976-nucleotide messenger RNA. RefSeq names its product c-abl oncogene 2, non-receptor tyrosine kinase (gene abl2). Gene Ontology annotation, biological process: protein phosphorylation. Gene Ontology annotation, molecular function: ATP binding; protein binding; non-membrane spanning protein tyrosine kinase activity. The record is from RefSeq and is a predicted model, not a curated record. The transcript has 11 exons. NCBI's taxonomy places the organism in Eukaryota, Metazoa, Chordata, Actinopteri, Holocentriformes, Holocentridae. The coding region runs from base 178 to 3840 and encodes 1220 amino acids.